Messenger RNA from Closterium sp. NIES-67, 5999 nucleotides. NCBI's taxonomy places the organism in Eukaryota, Viridiplantae, Streptophyta, Zygnematophyceae, Desmidiales, Closteriaceae. The record is from the annotation of a GenBank genome assembly.
AAGCAAACCAGCGGAGAAAGUUGAGCUCCUGACAAGUCCUCACGAGCAAGGUUGCCAGUUGCAUAAUGCGGGGAGAUUUCUGACACAAGGAUACGCGUCGAACGUUUUUUCAUGGGGUCGCAUCGAUAAGCUAAGGCGCUGAGCCCGUAGUGUAGGGACAUUGUAAACAGUGCUGGAUAUUGUCACAGCAAACAAGGCCCGCUCGUAAAGUCAUGGUGACUGGUCGAGAGGAGAAUGCUGAUUCUGCUGCUGCUGCUAGCGCCAGCAGUGCUGCCGUUGCGUCUGUAGGUGAAUUCCCAAGCGCCGCUGAUUCGAGCAGAGACGAAACAACCUGUGAGUCAACUCAGGAGUCAGGUGAAAAGCCACCAGGAUUAGGCACAGGUAGAGCGGAGCAGGCAGGAGGGGGAGCAGCGGCACAAAGGUUUCCUGGUCGCGAGACAACGGGAGGAGAGCCGCCAGCGCUGGAAUCCGAAACCAGUCUUGAAGCAGGACGCUCCGAGCCUGCAGGACCGAUAGGCAAUGAUACCUCCGCUUCUGUCGAUGAAGGCAAUGGAAGGAUGGAAACAGCGUUAUCUAAUGAAUCUGACAGGGUGCCUGACAAUGGUAGUACCGGUGCUCAAAUCGGCUCUAAUGCGACGACGGCUACAUCAGCAGCGUCGGAGCCAAUGCUCGAGUCGCCUCCGUCAUCGACGGCUUCUACAGCAACAGCGACGUCGCUAACAGGCGGGUUGUCACGACCGACGGCAGAGGCUGCUGUAGCACCCGACGCAGCAGCAGCAGCAGCAGCUGGCUCAGAGGAAUCGCCAGUGGAGCCAAGAGCAACAGCAUUGGAGCCAGUAGCUUCGGCAAUAGCAGCAGCUGCAGCAUCUGCAUCUGUGGCAUCAACCGGUGAACCUACAGCAAUGAUGAUUCAAGUGGUUCCCACAGGAAUGAUGGUCUCAACAGCAGAGGCAGCACUCGCGACAGCAGUCUCAGCAGCAGCCGCCACGUCAGCAGCAGCUGUCUCUGCAGAAGUAGCAACCCCAGCAGUAACAGCCAACUUAACCGCAGAGACAGCACUCCUGGCAGCAGCAGCCGCCUCAUCAGCAGCAGCGGCCUCUGCAGAAGCAGCAAUCCCUGCAGUAACAGCCAGCUCAACAGCAGUAGCCGCCCCAGCAGCAGCAACAGCCCCGCCUGCAGCAGCAGCCUCAACAGCAGCAACGGUUUCCACAAAGGCAGCAACGCCAGCUGUAACUACAAGUUCAACUGCAGCAGCAGCGCCACCAGCAGCGGCAGCAGUCUCCACGGAAGCAGUAUUUUCUGCAGCAACAGCCGUCCCAGCAGCAGCAGCAGUCCAACCAGCACGAGUGAUCUCCGCAGCUGCAGUCCCACCAUCAGGAGCAGUCCCCACGACAACAGCUGUCCCCUCAGCAGCCCUUCCUUCUGCAGACUCAGGUGGUGCACCCCACAUGCGGAGACGAGCCGUCCCUCCCUUGACUGUCGACUUUGACAGCAGCGACGCCACUAGCAGCAAGCAGCAGGGCAAGCCGGGGGGGGCAGAAGAUCAAGACACCCCUGAUGACUCCUCUAGGGCCCGUUUUUCUGCUCUGUCUUUCGGUUUCAGCAUAGGCCGUGUUCUAGGCGCGUUGAGGGACACGAGUGUGGUUAAAACGGUGGCUCCUGUAGCGGAGGGAGUGUGGGAGUGGAUGGGGGGAAGCAUAACCCCUGUGGGGGGAGUGGAGGCCGAAGGGGAGGGAGUGGAGUAUGAGGUGGUGGGGAGUGGGUUUUUCAUGGGGGAGGGGGAUGAGACAGGGAGUGAGAGUGGGAGGGACACGCCUGGGUCGGCCCGUGCUGGUCUAGAGAGACUUGGUCUUGAGCCAGUUCACGAUCCAGCCAAGCAAGGUACUGGAGGAGGGUCGGCAGCAGCAGGGAGAGACGGAGAGGGCGGAAAGGCAGGAGGAAAGACACCUGGAACAGCGGGAGGAAAAGCGAGAGGAAGCCGAGGGAGGGGGUUUCUGAAAUGGCUGUUUCCUCGAGGCCGUUCCCUGGCGUCCGUCUUCACAGCGCACCUUGACUCUCCAACCUCCCCCUCCUCCUCCCCCAGUCGCAAGCGCCGCCGCUCCCACCACCGCUGGUGCCGCAUCCACCCGCUCCUGCUCAUCCCUCUCCUGCUCCUGCUCCUCCUGUCCGCGCUCCUAGGCCUCUACAUCCUGUCCGCGCGGCAGGGCGCGCUGGUGCAGGGGAUCAGGAGCGCGGGGGAGAGGGUGAGGCGGGGGAGCCAGCAGGAAAUGGCUGGCGUGGUGGCCCGGGCGCACGACGCGGGGAGGAUGCUGCCAGGGCAGGGGGUCUGGGAGGGCGUGGCAGGGGUGGGCGGGGUUGGGGGCGGGAGAUUGGAGGAGAGGGGUGGUCAGGAGCGGUUGCAAGGAUUUCAAGGGUUGGGGCAGCAGGGAUUGCAAGGACUGGGGGAACAGGGAUUGGGGGAGCAGGAAUUGGGGGAGCAGGGCUUGGGGGAAGGUGAAGGGCAGGGGGGAGGAGGUGAGGCACGGGUAGAUGCAGAUGGAGGGGCAAGCAGUGGGGUAGCAGCAGAGAGCGCACAGCAGGCAGGGGAAGGUGCUCGAGCAGCAGCAGCAGAGAGGGGGGAUGAGGGAGAAAGGGCAGGAGGAGAGAGCGGGGAAGUGGAAGGCGGCUUCUCUUCCGAUACUGGCACUCAACAAAGCCCGGAUGGGACAGAGGAGAGCCAGGGAAAACCAGCACAGACCCACCUCGACAGCAGCAUCAGCGUCAGCAGCAGCAGCAGCAGCAGCAGCAGCAGCCGCAGUGGGCUAUGGCAAAGACCCUCCUCCCUUGUGUUCCGCGCUCGAAUGUCUCGGCGGUGCCGGGAGCAGCGCACAGUGGCAGCGUGCGGGCUCAGGCAGGGGGUGGUGAUCGCGAGGGGCAGUCUGGAGGAGCGCAUGGAGGCGGUCUGUGCCGCAGAGGCGCUCACCCUCCUCACCAACACCCGCUUCCGCACCCUCUGGACCCUCCGCCCCCGCCCCCGCGUCUUCCCCAAACGGGCCCAAAACGGCCGUGGGCAGGUGAAGGGUGGGCAACGCAGGCUGCUAGGGGAGUCAAGGCGAUCAGAGAGGACACGGCGGCAUAGGGAGGCCAGGCGCAGGAUGUGGAGGAGGGGUGUGAUGGGGGGAGGGAGGGUAGGGGGAGCAGGGCGGGGGGCAGGGGGAGCAGGGCAGGGGUCAGGGGGAGCAGGGGGGGCAGGGGAGGGGGCGAGGGGAGCAGGGGAGGCGGUUACGAUGGCUGCGGAGGUGGGCAUGGUGCGGUUUGGCGACCUGUUUGAUGUGCACAUGCCGGUGGACGUGCAGGAGAACGCCACCGAGUUCCUCCUCAGACACGUGGUGGCGGGGGAGAAACUUGCCCGCAAAGAGAUCUCCUUCAUCCGCUGCCCCGAGCCGUCCGCCGCAGGCGCCAUCCCGUCUGGCAUGAACCUUCUUCAAGCCACACCAGACGUGCGCCGAUACGCGCAAGAGGUCACCAGAAUGCGUAAAGCCACAGGCUGGGCUCCUCACGGAUCUCCCAGCAAUGGUCCUGGGGGUCUCCACGGUAACAGCAACAGCAGCAGGGUGGAGAGUGGUGAAGACCGGUACGGGCACUGGACUGCGCGCCUGCAGCUGUACACUGCGCGGUCGCUAGUGCUGCCGGACUUUGCCGACCGGCCCGUGGCGUGCCGGUACGAGGAGGAGGUGCGGGAGUGCCUGGGGAAGCUGCAGCCGUCUGAUGCUGUGCUGUCCCUUAUUCGGCAGGAGGAGAAGGAGGGGGGAGAGGGGAGGGAUGGGGAGAGGGGUGGGGAGAGCGGAAGGGAGGGUGAUGGCAGCAGUGUGGUGGAGCUUGUUGCGAGGAGCACUGCUGUGUAUCUGGAGCCCACCCCCCCCUGGACGCUCUUCCAGGCGCGUGCGCUGCCUUGUGCUGGCUGCCCGCCCUCUGACCUCCUCAACUGCACCAUUCGCCGCAUCGCCUACCACUACAUGCGCACCCCGGGAACUUCUUUGUCUCCAUCCUCUUCCUCCUACUCUUCCUCCUCGUCAUCUUCAUCUUCCUCCCUGCCUGACUUUCUAAUCGGUGCAUACUGGCCAUCGGAUGCUGAGACGCUCAUCUCAGCCUUCCAUCCGCUUCGCCGGCCGCAUCUUCUGAGACUGACACGCCAGCGCCACGCAGCUUGCCCCUCUCCACCCCCUCUGUUGUUGCGCCCUGAGCCACGGUCAAGACGGUUUGAAGAGCGGCUGAGGCUGAGGAUCAAGUAUGGGAGGGCUGGAGGGGGGAUGCAGGGCGCAGGAAGUGGGGGAGCACAGGGAGCAGAGAGGGAGGGCGAAGGGCGGGGAGUGGCACAAGGGGACGAGCAGAGAGUGGCAGAGGGCACUGGAUCUGGUGGUCUAAAUGAUGAAGGCUACAGAGGGGGCGCGGCAGGUGCAGAGCAGCAGCAGCAGCAGCAGCAGCAGCAGCAGCAGCAGCAGCAGCAGGUGCGGUUUGUUGACCCACCGAGAGCAGCAGGAGGGGGCGUGGCUCUGGACCUGAGGGUGGGAGACGAGGGGCAGGGAGGUGGCGGGCAAGGAGGGGGCGGGCAGAAGGGCAAGUACUGGGCGAUGAAGCAGCGGCUGAAGCAGCUGGCAGAGGAGCGCAGAAGUCAGCGAGGAGUGUCUCGUACUGACGCCCCUGGUCGCACUGGCAGUGGCGGGGUGUUAACCAGGAGGCGCCUUUUGGCUGCCCAGUCAGCGUUGACCUGGCGCCAGCUGGCGGAAUUGCAGGAGGAGGAGGCUGCGCGGAUGGCAGGGCUGUCGAAGCCGAGAGAUGAUCGGCUGUGUGCUCGACUAAGGUUAGCAGAGCUGUUCUGGCUGUCGCGAGCGCGUGCGUUCUUCAGUCUCUACCACAGCACAGCAUCAGACUUCGUCCGUGCACAGAUGGACUUCCACCACCGCUCCACACGGGGGGGCAGGCGGGUCGGCUCUGAUCAGGGUUCAGGGACGGAGGGAGGGAGCGAGGGAGGGGUUCACUCUGCUGCUGCUAUGGACGGAGGGGUGGGGGGUGUGGGAGGGGUGGGUGACGAGCUAAGUGUGUGUCAAGCGCCCCCUGUGCCGCCUGUCAUCAAGAGCCGAGCGGCACGGCACAUGAUAGUGGAUGAGCGGCUGAAGGCCAUCUACUGCUACAUCCCCAAGGUGGCAUGCACGAGCUGGAAGCUGUGGUUCCAGCAGCAGAGGGGGCGCACCACCCAGGAUGACAUAGCGCAUGUGCAUGAUGCGGAUGCCAGUGGGGUGGACGAGCUGUGGCACGCUUUCACUGAGAGUGAGGCAAUUCGCCUGCUCACGCGGCCUGACCUCUUGCGGUUCACGUUCGUGCGCAACCCCUUCUCCCGCAUGGCGUCUGUGUUCCUCAACAAGCAUGUCGCCUGGCCCAACCUGGACGACCGCCUGCAGUGGAACAAGAAUUUCUUUGGUUGGAAGCGCAGCAAGCUGCUGCAGAUCGCCCCUCGGGACGCAGAUUACAACAUGACCUUCUCCACUUUCGUUACACUCACACUCGCUACAGUCACCAAGCACCGCGUGGGCAUGGAGCCCCACAUAGCCCCCCAGGCGGACGUGUGUGAUCUGGACAGCAUCAAGUAUGACUUUGUGGGGCGCUUUGAGCAGCUAGAGGAAGGGGUGGAUUAUGUGAUGAAUAAGCUCGGCGCAUCACCGAUGACGGCUUUUGGGGUGGGGAAGGAGGCACAUCGCACUGAUGCGGACGCACGCCUGCGGGAAUUGUACACCAAGGGAAUCUAUGAGCAAGUGAAGGGGCUGUAUGCAUCUGACUUCAAUAUUCCUCUAAAUGGCAUACAUUAUGAGCCUCCAGCCACAUUGAGGGAUGCAUAUGAGCAAACUUCUUACUGAAUUGAACCUAGGCUCACUGAUUAAAAUUACGUAUUUUGACCAUUGAUCACAUGGGGUGUUUACCUACAAUUAGACAUAGGUAGCUUUCAUAUGUUCAUUCACGCCGUU